Molecule: messenger RNA, 8382 nt
Organism: Aspergillus thermomutatus
Lineage: Eukaryota; Fungi; Ascomycota; Eurotiomycetes; Eurotiales; Aspergillaceae
Product: putative DEAD/DEAH box helicase
Exons: 9
Coding region: 1-8382 (2793 amino acids)
Cellular component (GO): cytoplasm
Molecular function (GO): ATP binding; nucleic acid binding
Source: RefSeq, a predicted model, not a curated record
AUGGAUCCUUUGAACAAUGGCCAAAUCAAUGAUGACUUCAAUUACGAGCAAGACAAUAUAUACAUCGGCUCCAAUGUUCCCUGGCGUGCCGUCCAUUACACUGGCCGUCACGCCCAGACACCGGGGGGUCAUCUAGCUCCAGCUCCGACCCUCGACAUGUCUUUUAGCCGUAGCCAAACUUCAUUCUUCUCUCCGGUGUCUCCGUCGAGCAUUGGCAGUGCAGGCGGGCCAGCCCAGUUGUCCAGCCGUGAGACAGGCACCAACUACAACUUCGAGGCAUUCGACUGGGCUGGCAGCAAUUUGGUUCCACCGGAAGUUCCGCUGUCACAAGGUGAUUAUGUUGGUCAAUGGCCGACUAUCAGAUCUCUGGAUGCAGGGCCCUUGCGAAUGCCGCUGGAGCCCCAAGAUGCUGUCCACAGUCCCCUUGAGAAGGUAAAUCAACUUAAGAACGAUCUUCAAUUAUGGGACUCAUUAGCACUGCAAGCCUUGCCUGAACUCAAUCACUCCCAGCUGAUCGACCUGAGAAGUUUCAUUAAAAGCACCUUCUGCAAACUCGACACCUCAAUACAAGAGAGGCUUGACCUAGAUGCUCCCAAUAUACCUUCUCCACGAGAUAGGUACCUUUGCAAGCUCUGCAGCCAAGGCAAUCGGAAGGUGUACGGAACUCGUGGAACCUUUCGGCGGCAUGUGAGCCUUACUCACCAAGCUGAGCACAAAUACUACUGUCCUUUCGAUGGAUGUUCGUUCAGUACACCUAGAAGGGACAAAUUCCGUGGCCAUUUGCAAGUCAAACACGGUCCUUUUGCUCUUUCGCUACUGAACAAGGGCUGCCUCGACAACCUAGCACGGCCAUGCUCCCCUCCGAAAACGUGUGGACUUUGUCCAAAGCAAGUGACCACAUGGAAGAGAUAUUUCGAGUGCAUCGCAAAGCACUGCCGCCUCCCUGGUGGAAGUUCUGCAUACACCAGUGCAAGCCAGAGCAGAAGAGGCAGCGGAAACACCGGCGGAGACGGGGCAGACUUUGGCGGCCAGCAGUUUUUUGGCCCCGGCGGUAAUGAUGGAUCAGGUUUCCCCCCGUCGUCUUCACUUGAAGGAGACAACAUGGGUGGGCGUGACUUUGACUUCAACAAUAUUGGCCAGCAAUUCAGUUUCCAUGCUGCCAGUCUUUCUCAACACAAUACACGAGCCGAUACUAUUGGUGAAGCCGAGCAAAGUCCCCCGCCUGUAAUCAACGCUCGUGCUCGUACUCGUCCCAACUCAGAGCCGUGUUUUGUACCAAAUGAAGACGGUCCCAAGCAUCUAUCACCCGUCCGUAGUCCAACAAGCUUACAAGAGUAUCACCGCGCCCUGAAUUCGGUCCUGAAAGAGAGCUCACCAGCCUCUACCGAGAGGAAGUCUAGUUUAGACAGCUUCCAGCAAUGGGCUGCCGCCGGAAAUACGCCGCAUUCAUCGGUUGGUUCUGGCCAAAGUUGCACCUCAAAUGCACAGCCUAGAUCAACAGAUGAGAAUCCUCGAAAGAACCAGUCUCGGAAUCUUGAGAAGUUCUGCGAGACAAAGUGCAAGACCUGCGGCCAUGCCAUGCAGGGUUGCACUCAUUGUAAAGCCUCCAAUGGAGCUGAGCGAAGAUGCCAUCUUUGCGCAGGUAAGACUCGCCAGCAAAGCGACCAGUUGCGCCCUUGGCAUCAAGAAAGACAUGCAGAUCAUGCGGAUAUUUCUAGGAGGCCUUUAUCACCAUCCUCGAAGCUUGGUGGAAUGUUGGACUUGACACCGCAAGACUUUCAGCAUGAACUAUUUUUGCAAGAGUUAAAGAAAGAGCUCAGAACGUGCACAAAGACCGUUGUUUCUGUUGCUCAUCCGACCUCUGGCUUCCCUUACGCUGUUCCCCAGAGGGCAAUGUCAUUGUUGGUCCUUCACAAGAACCCAGAAAGUAACUGUCUGGGUAUCCUUACUGCCAAGCUUGAGAGUUAUGGCAAGCGGCCAUUCCUGCCGUGCAGUCAAGGCAGCCAUUCGCCUGGUCGUCCUGGUACUUAUAACAUCGGGGCAGCCCUGGGCCCGCUGGAGGGACAUGAUAUCCUUGCUCAUUCCACUAUGCUCAUGUCGGGAAUGGAUACCCAGCUUCGCACAACGCUGAUCAGGAAACCGGCCACUCUUUUAAUAGCUUACGGUUCGUAUGCGCUUGACCUUUUGGCAUUGGAUAAUGUCCCCUACGAUGUCGCUAUAGCACGGAAGAAGUUACCUCUUUUCAGGACACAGAUCCAAAUGCAGCUCAUGGAUGACUCGCCUGAUUCGUCAAAUCCAGGCCCUACAGAUACAACAGUAAUAUUGCGAAAGAGGCCACAUAUGCUUCAGACGCGGCUCCGCGUUAUUGCUAAGCUGCUCAAACUCAAAACGACGGUUGCGAAUGUCAUUGAGCUUGAAGCACAAGAACCGGAUGAACCUGGAACAUCUGAAUCUACCUCAGACUAUCCUGACCUCAUUGAAUUCACAGUCGAUCUUCCUAUCCUCGAUGGCACCCUCUCACUUUCACAACUAUGGAGUAUGAUGAUCAGCAACGCGGGGAUGAUUGUUGGGGGCUUCGCUUCCACGGCACUUGAUAUUCCCAACUUGAAUGAUGGGGGGAGGGAUAAUCUUCAAUUCUUUUUCAUGAUGCUGAUCCACAUUCUGACGAAGUUCGCUGGAGCUCCGAGCCUUGUAGCAAACAAACAAUCUCAACCUCCACCCCUCCUUCACUUCACUUGUCUACUCACCCUCUUCCUUAUCCUCCCAAACUUCUUUUUCUUCUUUCCUCCCCCUGUCUGCCUUCACCACGCACUUGGCCUUCAUGCAACAACCGCGAUGAACGACAUACGAGACUGGUAUGCGAGUCUUAGCUCCCAGGUUCUCGAUCUGGUGAGCGACUACGCAGGACAAGAGCUGUUUUGUCUCGAGGGAGACUCCGUCGUGCUUCAGUGUCUUGACGAUCCCGCUCUUGACUUCAACGCUGGGUUCCAGCUCCUGCAGGCGGUUUACAACGUUGAGAGACUCCUCUCUAAGUUCUUGUCGACGAAAUGCAAUUUUCACAUUGUCUUCUUUGACGAGAACCAAGGGAUUUCUACCAAAGCAGCCUCAGGUCACCAGAAUAGCUCCAAGUAUCAGUUGGCGAGGGAGAUUAUCUAUCAGCAUCUAAAGGUGCAUAUUCAGGAUCAGUACCCUGAUCUUCAAAUUCUUCGGUUUCCCUCUGUGGGAUCUCCUGAAUUCCACCAGUACAUUCAGACGUAUAGUGUCUACUUCGUCAUGUGCCACAAUGGAGUGCUGCAGAAUAGACGCCGGCCGGUGAUUGACGAUGCACUUCGUGUGAUCUGUAACAUGAUGACUCUUGGUCUGGAUGUGGCAAUUAUCAAUGAGAUCGAGUGGCGUGAUAGCAAGAUAUUGACAAGAGUCAUUCAAGCGAGCUCCUCCACGCUCGCUUUCAUUGAAUCAGAAGCAAAGCCCAAGAUCACGAAUCCGCCAUACCUAUCUAAGUGCACCCGUGUUCUACGUUCUAUUGCAGAAGCAAACGGCCAAGAGGUCAAUUCGACAAUGACAAGUAGGGAGGCUUUGACUGUGGCAGUCGCAUCGGUACUGUUCGCCAAGAAUCGAAAAAAUGAAGCAUCCAAGCAGAUGAUAGCUAUCCUGUUACUGCAUCUGGCUUGUCUCAAAAGAUUAUCUCUGCAACAACGAAGGACUGCGAAGCCCGAGAUACCAAACGAGGGGAUGUACAAGGAGUUCGUGGAUAAAUUCAGCAUCGCUGCAACGACCAUUCUUCAAACGAACGAAUGGAAAGGCUUAAACACAAACACAUCCUGGGGAGAUCUGCAUGACCUAUUUGAUGGCAGGCUUUUUAGGUCUUGCGCUACGUAUUCCAUGGUGGAGAAAGUAGCUCAUCUAAGCAGCCUCAUCAGUGGGGAUUGGCACACUAUAUGGGCCUGCUUGAAUCGUAUUGAAGAACUAGGCGGUCCGGAAGUGUUCUUCUCUCAGAACUAUCCGUACAUGGCGUCAUUGCAGAAUGAGGAGCCCGCCUUCGAUGACGAAAAUGAAGAGGAUCAAGAGGAUCAAGAGGAUCAAGAGGAUCAAGAGGAUCAAGAGGAUCAAGAGGAUCAAGAGGAUCAAGAGGAUCAAGAGGAUCAAGAGGAUCAAGAGGAUCAAGAGGAUCAAGAGGAUCAAGAGGAUCAAGAGGAUCAAGAGGAUCAAGAGGAUCAAGAGAAUCAAGAGAAUCAAGAGGAUCAAGAGGAUCAAGAAGAUCAAGAGGACGAAACGGAUGAAGACGAUGCAACGAAUGAAGAGGAUGAAGACAUGGAAAGCAAGUAUACCCUGUUGCCUUUCGAGCAUCCAACCUUUGAUCAACAUCUCGCCAGUGUGCACGUCAUCAUUGAGAACUCGCAGGAAGAAUAUCCCGAGCAAGGCUUCGAGGAUAAGACGCAUUGGCAUAACCGACGGUUGCUCGAUUCCAAGCACAGGACGCUUCCUCAAAAGCCAACAACCAAAUGGAACAACCCUGCGCGACGGAAUCAGGAAAGAUUCCGAGACUUCACCAAAUACGCAGCCAGCCUUACCAAUGCCAAGGGCAAUGCGCUCGAACAACAGGUGAUCGUGUCAUCGAGAGUUGCCAGAAAGCAGCCGAAAGCAGCUAAAUUAUCGUCUAAAGCAAAGCAGUUGAUAGAGAAACAGGAGGUUGAAAGGGCCAAGAAAGAAGAGUCAUCCUGGAUAGAUUCAUGGCAACGCAAGCUUCUCGAAUUGCGAAAGCUAGACCUUCGUCAUCAAGUGGACGAUAUCAGGGCUUUCUUAGACAGGCAGGAGAGCCGCAAGAGAGCUUUCCUUGAGCCCGAACUCCGCCUAUACCUAUUGACUCUACUUGUGGCUCUGUGGCAGAAAGAGACCUCAGCUCAAGAAGAGGAUAAGCUCGUCGCUUCAGCAAGAGAAGUCUGGGACCAAAUCCGAACUCUUCGGCACAAAGUCAACUGCAUGACUCGCGAGUCGUAUUCGAUGUUUCAUGACAUAUGCUGUAGACUAAGCAUCCACGAUACACCAUCGCCGUCGUCCUCUCUUCCGAGUCGGCAAUUGUGUUUUCAUUUCGAUAUCAGUUGCAUUAAACCACGACAGCUGGGUGCACCACUUGACUUUCAAGCCUUUCAGCUGCUCUAUUGCGGGCCAUUUAUGGAUCGUCAGACUGGCGCACAACCCGACGACCGCGUGGACUUUGAACCGGACAAAUGGCAGAAGGAAGUCCUCGAUGAGCUUGACAAGAAUCAUAGUAUCUUUGUCGUAGCCCCAACCAGUGCGGGAAAGACAUUCAUCAGCUUCUAUGCCAUGUCGAAAGUGUUGCAGGAAGACGACACUGGAGUCCUAGUUUAUGUAGCUCCGACUAAGGCGCUGGUGAACCAGAUCGCUGCAGAGAUCCAUGCACGUUUUCGGAAGAGGUACCCUGGCCCUGAGCAGACAGUUUGGGCUAUCUCCACUCGCGAUGUUCGCAUAAAUGAUCCUUUGAAGUGUCAGAUCUUGGUGACCGUGCCUCACUUUCUCCAGAUUAUGCUUUUGUCCCCAUCGAACGCCACCACAUGGGCUCCUAGAGUCAAAUGCAUCAUCUUUGAUGAGAUUCACUCCAUAGGUCAUACCGAGGAUGGUUUGGUUUGGGAGCAACUCUUAUUGCUCGCUCCGUGCCGUAUCAUCGCUCUUUCCGCAACCGUGGGAAACCCAUCAGAGUUCGCUGAUUGGCUUCAGUCAACACAGCAUAAUAUGGGGAUCUCUCUCAAACUGAUUCAGCAUACGCAGCGUUACUCGGAUCUUCGGAAGUAUUUCUAUGUGCCGCCAGAUCGUCCUUUUGAGGGCCUCUCCCGAUCGCGGCACAAGAGCCUCCUUGAGCACAAAUUUAUUGAGGGCUUGCAGCCUCUCCACCCAAUCACCAGCCUUCUAAGCAAGCAGCGGCAAAUGCCUGAGGAUCUUUCCCUUGAGCCAAGAGAUUGCUACUCACUUUGGAGAUGCAUGGUAAAGCACUCAUCAAUCGAUUUUCUCGUGCCAGAAUCUCUGAGCCCACAACUUGCCCUUCCAUCGUUCAUUAGGCGGAGCGAUGUGUAUGAAUGGGAGGCACAGCUGAAGGAGCUUCUAUCGACUUGGAUGCAAGAUAGUCACUCUCCCUUUGAAAUGGUGCAAAGCGAGCUGGAGGCUAUCUUCGCAACUGCUCAAGGAUUGCAGAUCUCAAAAAGCAAAGAAGGGAAUCAGAGCGACCAAGUGGUUCCCGAACGUCAACUCAUGAAAAACGAGCUAGGCACAUCUGUCUUCCCACUCCUCGUGGAUCUGCAUUCCCAAAAUGCCUUACCUGCUCUGCUUUUUAACUAUGCACGGACGACAUGCGAAGAGAUCGCGAUCGCGACUCUAGGGCAUCUAGUCAAAGCUGAGGACAAGUACAAGAGUGGUGCAUCAUGGAGGAAGAAGAUGGCGGAGUACGAGAAAUACAGGAGACUCGCGUCCAGAAAAGCUCAAACCGAGGAGAAAGGCAAGAAAAAGAGCAAUCUUAAACAAUCUCGAGACGAAGAUGAGAGCACCGCAAAUGAUGUGGAGGAAGAUAAUAGUCCAUUCAAGGGAUUUGACCCGGACAGGCCUCUAGAGCAGUUUUCAUUUGCUGAUACUCACAAAUUCGACUGGACAGACCUUCUCGAGGAGAUAGAGAUGAUGAAAGGGCGCAAGGUUAAGCCUUCGCUGCUUGAAGCUCUGAAGAGAGGAGUAGGCGUCCACCAUGCUGGAUUGAACCGUCGUUACCGCCAGUGCGUCGAGAGGCUAUUCCGCGCAGGAUUCUUACGUGUCGUUGUAGCCACUGGAACGCUGGCCUUAGGUAUCAACAUGCCAUGUUCAACCGUGGUGUUCUGUGGUGACAGCGUCUUCUUGACCGCGCUCAAUUUCCGUCAGGCUGCUGGUCGAGCAGGGCGUCGAGGAUUUGAUCUUCUCGGAAAUGUCAUCUUCCAUGGCAUUCCCCGUCACAAAGCAUAUCAAUUGAUGAGUUCACGGCUCCCGGAUCUGAAUGGGCAUUUCCCUAUCACGACCAGUCUUGUGCUUCGACUGUUCAUCCUGCUUCAUAAUUCCAAGGAGUCGCCAUAUGCAGUACGGGCAAUUAAUUCUUUGUUGUCUCAGCCACGCAUUAACUUCGGAAGUAUCGAGUCGAAGGACAAGGUACUUCAUCACCUUCGCUUUUCCAUUGAAUAUCUGCGACGCCAGGGUCUCCUCGGGAGACAUGGAGAGCCGGUUCGCUUGGCUUCGAGCAUUGCGCAUCUGUACUACACUGAAAAUAGUGCUUUCGCAUUUCAUGCUCUUCUUCGUGCAGGCUGCUUUGAGGAAUUGUGCAAGCAGCAACGGAAGAACACCGAGAAGAAACUGAGGACGUUGAUGAUCGUGCUAGCCCAUCUAUUUGGAAGAAAGUCUCUCGGCUACCGAUACGAGGAACUUCUGACCCGGAGACAAGAAUUGAAGUCUCCCUCGGUCGUGAUGCUGCCACCGCUGCCACCAAAUGCUGUAUCGGCGAUUCGAGCUCAUAACCAGAGCAUUCUCAGGACAUACACGGCGUACGUUGAGACAUUCGUCAAACAGCACCUGAAAGAACCGGAGUGCGAAUUGCCGCUUAGCAAAGUGCCAGUCGGGGGUAGUGGGAACCAAGAGCUCAGUCGCUUGCUGGGGGUACUGGAAGCGAAUCAAUCACGUUCACCUUUUGUUGGGCUCUCGGGGCACGAUGAUCGCUUUAAGAGCAUGAAAGACCUCUGCAAUUCGGUCCGGUCGGGAGUGUUUCUCGAGGAGAGUGUCAUACCACACCUUGAUGUUUAUCCGGAUAGGGGUAUGGCACCUUUGAAUGCCUAUCUGUAUGACUUCUUCUGUCACGGAUGUGUGGAACCUCUUGAGGUCGCCAAUUUUAUCUCCCGUUCUGACACCUGGUUUCUGCUGAAUGACUUCUCCCUCAUCCUAGCUACGAUCAUUGUUUCUCUGGAAGUCUAUUUUGAUCCCGACCUAAAGAGUUCAUGUUUGGAAGACAUGUUCGCACCUGAUGAUUCUUCGUCAACUCUUUCGGUCGAGGAUGAAGAAGACAAAAUAGUCGAUGUUCAGUCUGAGGGCCAAAAGGUCGCGUCGAAGCGCACUGAUAAUCAAGUCUCUCAGACGCCACGAUCACUUGGAACUCCCAGGGCCACGACUGGCGAGGAUGUGUUGGAGAAUUGGGACGAAGGUAUGAGCGACAAGAGUGACUCUAUCUCCGAAGACGACGAUACCCCAGAGGUUCCGGGUACUCUGCAUGAGGAGCGAGCUUCAAUGGUGUCGUUGGAGGUGCUGAACGCCUUCCGCGAGUUGAAGGAGCAGUUCGACGAGAAAUUCCAUGCUAUCUUCGCAUAA